Molecule: messenger RNA, 3072 nt
Organism: Mangifera indica (mango)
Lineage: Eukaryota; Viridiplantae; Streptophyta; Magnoliopsida; Sapindales; Anacardiaceae
Product: probable disease resistance protein At4g27220
Exons: 3
Coding region: 1-3072 (1023 amino acids)
Molecular function (GO): ADP binding; ATP hydrolysis activity
Source: RefSeq, a predicted model, not a curated record
AUGGAUGGUGCCGAUUUGCUGGGGAAAGGCAAUUUUAGUUGUGUUUCCUACCGUCCUGCUCUACAGAGGACAGAAUCCAUGUAUGUUAGAGACUAUGAGACGUUUGAUUCUAGAGAGCAAGCUUUUCAGGAAAUUAUGGAGGCAAUACAGGAUGUUAAUCUUAACAUGAUUGGGGUAUAUGGGAUGGGAGGUGUGGGCAAAACUACACUGGUAAAAAAAGUAGCAUGGGAAGCAAAGAAAAACAAGUUAUUUGAUGAGGUGGUCAUCGCUGAGGCAACACAAACCCCAGACUACAAAAAAAUUCAAGAAAAAGUUGCUUAUGAGUUAGGCCUGGAAUUUAGGCAGGAGGGUGAAUAUCAAAGGACUGAUCUACUACGUGACAAGAUAAAGAAGCACCAGAAUUUACUAAUAAUUUUAGAUAAUAUUUGGACAAAACUUGACUUGGAUAAAAUUGGAAUUCCUUUUGGUGGUGUUGAGAGAGAAAAAGAUGAGAAGAUCAGGUUGUGCACAAAAGUUAACUCAGAUGCAAUCGGAAUUCCUCUCGGUGAUGUUGAGAGAGAAAAAGAUGAGAAGAUCAGGCCAUGCACAAUAUUGUUAACUUCUAGAAAUCGGGAUUUAUUAAGCAAAGAUAUGAAGACUCAGAAGGACAUAUUCAUUGGUCCUCUAUCUAAUGGAGACGCAUGGAAUAUGUUUCGCAAGAUUGUGGGUGAUGCUGCUGAAAGGUCUGAUUUUCGUCUUGUAGCAGAUGAGAUUGUUAAGAAAUGUGAUGGUUUACCGGUAGCAAUUUCACUAAUUGCAAAUGCAUUAAAAAAUGAGAGUCUUCAUGCCUGGGACGAUGCCUUGGCUCAACUAAAAAGGUCUAAUCCAAGACAUAUUGUAGGUAUGAAUGAAACUUUGUAUUCUAUGACACAGCUGAGUUACGACUUUCUGAAAAAUGAGGAAGCUAAAUCAUUAUUUCUUCUCUGUGCUUUCUACAAUGCUGGUGAUAGUGUGUUUAUUGAUGACCUAUUAAGAUAUGGUAUGGGUUGGAAUUUGUUUGAAGACGUUUAUACGUUGGAAGAAGGAAGGAAUAGAUUGCACAGGUUGAUAGAUCAUCUCAAAGCUUCUUCUUUAUUGUUGGAUGGUACCUAUGACAAUACAGUUAAAAUGCAUGACAUUAUUCAUGCUGUUGCUGUAUCGAUUGCAUCAGUAGAGAAGUUGAUGUUUAAUAUUCAAAAUGUCACCGACUUGAAAGAAGUGUUGGGGGAGAGAAUAUCAAAAGAUUCAACUGCCAUAUCUUUGCCCUGUAGAAAUAUCAAUGAUGAUCUUCCUGAACGGUUAGAAUAUCCAAAACUGAAGUUGUUCUUCCUAUUUGGUAAAAAUCGCUCUCCACAAAUUGCAGAUGCUUUUUUCGAAAAGACAAAAGAACUUAGAGUUUUAAGUCUCCAUGGAUUGCGAUUCUUGCCAUUACCUUCAUCCAUUUCUUUCCUAAAAAACCUUCAAACAUUGUUUCUGAAAUCCUGCAUAUUAGAGGAUAUAAGAAUACUCGGAGAGCUAAGUAAAUUAGUAAUUCUUAGCUUGGUCGAGUCUAAUAUUGAAGAGUUGCCUACAGAAAUCGGACAAUUGACUCGGUUGAAGUUGUUAGAUUUGAGCAAUUGUUUAAACCUUAAAUACAUUGCCACAAAUGUCAUCUCUUCCUUGUCUCAUUUGCAAGAAUUAUAUAUGGGCAAUAGCUUUGUUGAAUGGGAAGUUGAAGGAGUCGAUAAUCAAGGACGAAGAAAUGCUAGUCUUGAAGAGUUGAAGUGGUUGUCUAACCUAACAGCUUUACAUCUUCAUAUUCAGGAUGCUCAAGUUAUGCCACAAGACUUGUUCUUCAAGAAACUGAAGAGUUUUAAAAUAUUUAUAGGAGAUAAAUGGAAGUGGUCUAUUAAAUUUGACCUUUCAACUUCAAGAAUGUUGAAACUCAAGAUCGAUGAUAGUAUUCAUUUGGGCCAUGGGGUCAAAAGUUUGCUGAAGAUGACCGAAGAUCUCUGUCUAGAAGGAACAAGUGGUCUUAGAAAUGUCAUUUAUGAACUCAGUGUGGAUGGUUUUCCACAUUUAAAGCAUCUGCGUGUACAAGAUGAUCUUGAGCUUUUAUAUAUCAUUAACUCAGUUGCUUGGAAACUAGUCUUUCCCAACUUGGAGUCCUUGAUUCUUGGUAAUUUGAUUAAACUGGAGAAUAUAUGUCAUGGUCAACUCAAUGCAGGGUCUUUCAGAAAAUUAAGGAUCAUAAAAAUAGAAAAAUGUGAUAAAUUGAAGUAUCUCUUUGCAUUGUUCAUGGUAGAAAACCUUGUGCAGCUACAAGAAAUUGAAGUGAUUGAUUGUAAGAACCUAAAAGAGAUUUUUGAUGAAGGUGAUGAAAUUGAAACAAAUAAUCAGACUGAGCUCAAUCAGUUGUGUUCUCUAACACUACAACGUCUGCCCAAAUUCAUAAGGAUCAGCUCUGAUAUGAGGGUUGUCUUUUCAAGAUUGGAGAACUUGAAAGUAUGUUCAAUUAAUUUUGAGAAUACAUGCAUUCAUCAACCUCUAGCAAUGUUUCAUUAUAGUCAAUGCCUAAAAAGCUUAACUGUGGAGGAUUGUAAUGACUUGAAAUUUUUGUUUUCAUCCUCUAUGGUCAAAAGUCUAAAUCAACUCCAAGAGCUUUUGAUAAACAAUUGUAAGUCAAUGGAAGCAAUAAUUGACUUAGAAGGAGUACAAAAAGAGGAAAAGAUAGUCAAUAUGAGUUUUCCUAAGCUAUUGUACAUGAAGCUCAAAGUUCUUCCAAAACUCACAAGUUUUGGUGUAGGAAAUUUGAUUGAAUUCCCUUUCUUAAAAGAACUUCACAUUGAGCAUUGCCAUAAUUUGAAGACAUUCUUCUGCAAAUCUUUUUAUCUAGAAACAGAGGGAAAAGCUAAGGAAGAGGUGAACUCCGAGGACGACUUUAUUAACGUAAACCCACUUUUCGAUGAAAAGGUUGCUUUUCCAAGUUUGGAGAAGAUGGUGCUCUUGCACUUGGAUAACUUGCAACUGAUAUGCAAAAACAAAAACUCCAUGUGGAUUCCUUUUGCAAACUAA